AUGGCCGAUGGCGACGAGUUCUACGUGCGGUAUUACGUGGGCCACAAGGGGAAGUUCGGUCACGAGUUCUUGGAGUUCGAGUUCAGGCCGGAUGGUCGCCUCCGGUACGCGAACGAUUCGAAUUAUAAGAACGAGAAGAUGAUACGAAAGGAAUGCUACGUGACUCAGGCAGUGAUGCGUGAGCUCCGGAAAACCAUCGAGGACAGCGAGAUCUUGAAGGAGGACGACAACCAUUGGCCCGCUCCAGACCGGGUUGGGAGGCAGGAGUUGGAGGUCGUUUGCGGAAAGGAGCACAUUUCUUUCACCACGUCGAAGAUAGGAUCGUUGGCCGAUGUGCAGGCCUCCAAGGACCCGGAGGGGCUGCGUGUGUUUUACUACCUGGUCCAGGACUUGAAGUGUUUUGUAUUCAGCCUCAUGUGGCCUCCACUUCCGGAUCAAGCCAGUGUAAACGGUGCAGACCCCCGGGGCUGCCGAGAUCCCCCCGCCGGCCCUGCCCGGCCCCCGCCAGGCCCCGGGCCGGGGUCCAGGCCGUGCUUCUGCAGAGAGCGGCGGGGAGGGGGGGGGGCGAACAAACCCUGCCCCGCGGGGCGCGAAAGGAGGGCGCAGGCGGUGCAGCGCCGGCCGGCGCGCCAGCGGGCUGCCGCCGGCUGCCGCCGGGUGCGGGCGCGUUCUCGGCGGGCGCCCGCGCGCGCCCUUUGA
Messenger RNA from Prorocentrum cordatum, 699 nucleotides. The record is from the annotation of a GenBank genome assembly. Lineage: Eukaryota; Dinophyceae; Prorocentrales; Prorocentraceae.